Molecule: messenger RNA, 777 nt
Organism: Rotaria sp. Silwood1
Lineage: Eukaryota; Metazoa; Rotifera; Eurotatoria; Philodinida; Philodinidae
Source: the annotation of a GenBank genome assembly
AUGGUUGCUGUAAGCGAUAUUAACAAUGAUAAUAAUCUUGAUGUGAUCUUUGUUUGUCCAUCGAAAAGUAUAAUCUCUACUGUUGAUGGAUAUGGUAAUAAUAGUACUUUUGAAAAUCAAAUGAAAAAGAUAAGCAGUAGUGAUUUUCGACUAGUAUCCAUAGCUAUUGGAGAUUUUAGUGAUGAUAAUAAAGUUGAUUUUGCUGUUGGUAACUGUGGAAGCGGUGUUAGUAUUUUUUUUGGAUAUAAUAAUGGAACAUUUGCUUAUCAAACAACAUAUUCAACGAGAGCUAAUUCUCAUCCGAAUUCAAUAGCUGUUGAUGAUUUUAAUAAUGAUAAUCAAUUGGAUAUUGUAGUAACUAAUGAAGAUGUGAAUAGUAUAGGUCUUCUUUUAGGUUAUGGAAACGAAAAUUUUGCCAAUCAAACAAUCUUAUUAAAUCAGUCGGACUUUCAACCAUUUUCUAUAACUAUUGCUGAUAUUGAUCAUGAUCAUUGUUUGGAUAUUAUUGUAGCUAAUCAUAAAAAUGAAAGUAUUAGCGUGAUUUUUGGUGAUGGAAAUGAUAAAGUUAAAUCAAUAAUUCAAUAUUCUAUUGGUUAUAGUUCUCGUCCAUAUUCGAUAGUACUUUAUGAUUUUAAUAAUGAUACUCAUAUAGAUAUAGCUGUUACUGAUGAUGCUACGAAUACUAUUAAUAUUCUGUUUGGAUAUGGAAAUAUACAGGAUAUAAUUCUAAACCAUUACCUCUUGUCGUUGGAGAUUUCAAUAAUGACUUAUUACUAG